Anneissia japonica is the source of this 706-nucleotide messenger RNA. RefSeq names its product leucine-rich repeat-containing G-protein coupled receptor 4-like. The transcript has 5 exons. Gene Ontology annotation, cellular component: plasma membrane. Lineage: Eukaryota; Metazoa; Echinodermata; Crinoidea; Comatulida; Comatulidae. The record is from RefSeq and is a predicted model, not a curated record. The coding region runs from base 191 to 655 and encodes 154 amino acids. Gene Ontology annotation, molecular function: protein binding.
CAAAUCUCUGGAAGCCUCAAUGAACACGAUGAAUUGGUAUUGUUUAACAAAAUAAGGAUGUGAAACUUCUAAAUACAGACUAGGCUAUUUUACUCCAAUCUGCCGUUAUUGAACGUUUUGUAGUUUAUCAAUUCGUACCAUAUUUUGUUCACUAUUUAUUGAUGUCUUUAACAUUAAAUGCGACUAAAGAAUGAGUGUUCUACGUUGGACAACACUCCUACUACUCGUGAAAUUUUCCAGCCAGUCAGCAUGUGGAGACACCCACUCAACGGGCGAUUGUAGUUGCCAGUGGCAUUUAGAUGGUACUUGGGUAGUUGAUUGUACGGGACGUGGACUUAGUGAAUUACCCGAAGGCAUACCGGUGAACACCACGUAUCUUGAUGCUUCGAAGAACAAUAUAUUGGAGAUACCGAAUGAUACGUUGCUUCGACUGCAGUACCUAAAUAUAAUAGUACUGGACUUUAACAACCUUACAUCCUUGCCUAAGUUUCCAAAAGGAAUCAGGAUCAUAUCUGCUAAUUACAACAGUAUACAAUCAAUUGAUGGAGCUUUUGAUGGCCUAUCUGCUCUUAUUAGAGUGGGCCUAGAUGGUAAUAAUGUGACAUUCAUCAAUAACAGAACCUUUAAAGACACAAUGGAUUUAAGGCAGUUGUAAGUAUAAUGAAAUCAAUGUAAUUUAUCCAAGUUACUAUCGGUAUAUAUUAUA